Messenger RNA from Folsomia candida, 1212 nucleotides. RefSeq lists its product as uncharacterized. Bases 348 to 779 code for a protein of 143 amino acids. NCBI's taxonomy places the organism in Eukaryota, Metazoa, Arthropoda, Collembola, Entomobryomorpha, Isotomidae. The transcript has 4 exons. Gene Ontology annotation, molecular function: odorant binding. The record is from RefSeq and is a predicted model, not a curated record.
UUGACAAUAGACAUCCUGUCUUUUCUUCUUGACGACGACUCAAAUCUAUAACAUAGCUCCUUACCAAAUUUUUGUAGCUAGUGCCAUUUUACUCGUCACGAAUCUCCUUCAAAUUUAUACAAAUUAAAUUGUAACAAACCGCAAGAGGAUGCAUACUGUCACUUACUGUUACCUUCUGUUGUCAGUGGUAAGCUGGAAGCUGCGUAAAUACUAAAUAAAUUUAUAAAUGCGUCUCUUGAUUCCCAAAAUUGCAUCAUUUCAUCUAAAAACAGUUUUUGAGACUCGUCGUUGGACUGAAGGUUCAAGAUUUGAAAAUUUUCACAAAAUGCCACGGGAAAGACAAAGGGAUGGAACCUUACUACAACAAGCUCAUUACUGCGAUAGCGCCCUGCGUGACGGAAUCUGCUCAAGCAUGCCGCUUCCUCUGUGGAUUUCAAGAGAUGGGUUUCAUUGAUGAAGAAAGUGGGAAAAUUAAUUCGGCCGAGGUUCGACGCGUGUAUGACAAAUAUUUCAAACUGGAUAAUGAAAUGAAGGAGAAAAAUAUCCAAAUGUAUAUAUCCUGUGCUGAAGGAAAGGCUUUGGUCAGCAGAGGCCGGUGCGAACCAAUGCGGGUCGCAACAUACUGCAUGUACAACGCUUAUAUUAAAUUCUGCGACCCGAGCAAAGCGUACAAAAAUGUGAACAUCAAAAGUGAAGAGGACGGUGUUGUAGGCGAUGUCCUAGGAUUGGCCAGGGGUUUACCAGACGGUGGAAAUAAGACGAGAACACUGGCAGCUUAGUUUCAUAUAAUACCUAUAAAUUUAAUUGUUAUUGGAUUGAAAUUUCCCUAUGUGUAUUUGAAAUGAGAUCAUUUAGUUUUAGAAUAUAUAGCUUACCCAAAAUGUAUCAUGUCUUGGGAACACCAGAAUUGAUAAUAUGUACAUGAAACAUUUUUUCCAUCUCUUUUAAAGUCUUCUUAAGCUUCGUCCAUACUUGACGUCAUCAUCAUGUCCUGCUCCCCGUCCGAUAUUUGAUUGGUUGAAACUUUUAAUUGUCAUAUAGUGAUAAUUUCGAGAAACCAAUCAAAAAUAGGAUUGGGACUAUGACAUGAUGAUGACGUCAAGCAUGGACGAAGGUUUACUCGUAAAAUGAGAUUAUUAAUUGUAUAUGAAUUAAUCAUUGUUCUUGUGAUGUGACGUGCAUACAUACAUAAUGACACCUUAAUAAAACUCA